Molecule: messenger RNA, 657 nt
Organism: Oncorhynchus masou masou (cherry salmon)
Lineage: Eukaryota; Metazoa; Chordata; Actinopteri; Salmoniformes; Salmonidae
Product: protein CutA homolog
Exons: 7
Coding region: 161-631 (156 amino acids)
Biological process (GO): response to metal ion
Molecular function (GO): copper ion binding
Source: RefSeq, a predicted model, not a curated record
UUAGCUGGGCAGUUUGAGUUGCUGUAGCAUAUGAAUGUAUUUGCUUUCCCGAUAUUGAAGAGCCUUUGGAUGACAUGAUUGUGCAUUUCGUAUAGGAGGAUUCUUUCGUUUCAAACCAUUUCCGCAAAAGUCCUGUCCUGCAUUUAGUGCUGAAUAGGCAAUGCGCUUUGGACUGCCUGCUACUGAAGGAUUGCAGGCUGGUGGACCUCUGAGGGCAUUCUUUGUGAUUGCGUUGCUUAGCGUGUUGACGCUCACGCUGCUGAGGACUGUGGGAUUGAGAGCGUUCUCCAUGGCGUCCGAGACCUACAUGUCGGGCACACACUCUGCUGCCUUUGUCACCUGCCCCAACGAACAGGUGGCCAAAGAUCUGGCCAGGGGAAUCGUUGAGAAGAAGCUGGCUGCUUGUGUCAACAUCGUCCCCCAAAUCACAUCUGUAUAUGAGUGGCAGGGGAAGAUCCAGGAGGAUGGUGAAGUUUUGCUGAUGAUAAAGACCAGAAGUUCUAAGGUUGCAUCUCUGGCAGAAUAUGUUAGGUCCAACCACCCGUAUGAAGUAGCAGAGGUCAUCAGCCUACCCAUAGAGCAGGGCAACCCACCCUACCUCAAGUGGCUUGGUGACACUGUACCAGAAUGAUGGGUGGAUGGAGAGAUGAAUGGAUG